CGGGGGGUUCCGACAACCCCGCUCCGAUGCUUAAAGGUUAUGGAGCAGUUCUAUUAGCUUCACAAUUCGUGCAUGAGGCGGUUGGAGGAGACGUGGCUCCAUGUAAACAACUCUUCCAGAUUCCGUAGAUCUCGGUGGUAUCAUGGGGUCCCAUGACAUGCGUCGUGUCCUUAGAUUCAGGGUACUGCCGAGACGCACGACUUCCAUGACGAGCAUCGUGUCCCUUAGAUUCCGGGUGCUGCCGAGACGCCUGCAGAUACGGAUACCAACUAUCAUUUGGAUCGCCAACUCAGUCCAGUUGCAACAGACUUGGGCUCAAGUGGCCUCAAUGGGCCCGGGUAGAUUAUAUUUCACAGUUUCCGACAUUUGGGCCUGGUCGGGUGGAUCAGAGAGGGCCCAAAUCCCGGAUUGGGCCCAACAGCCGAGAAGAUCUAUAUUUGUCCCAACAGUUACCCCCCAAUUCUCUUAGGUAAAUUUUAUACUUGAGAGAAUUUAGGAAUGAUUGAUUGAUCUUCAUUUUGAUGUAUCUUGAGUUUUGGAUCAGGCGUACAAUACCGAGAGCGAUCAAUGACCCUUCUCCGUAUCCGUCUCGGAAGUAUUGUUUUGCCUGUUGCUUUGACUCGUUCAUACCUUAUCUGCCCGAGACCUUUCGCCUGCUAUUUUCUUUUUACGGAAUUCCCGCUUUUUCCUUUCACCUCGUAAAUCCAAAUUUUCAAACUUUUGAAAAUUUCCUUGAAAUCCGUAAGCCGCGUGUUAAAUAUGACUGGACGCCGGUUCACUUUUCGAGGCGCGUCUUGUCUCAUUUAUCACAGGCCACCGGGGCUUUUGAACUUCCGGUUUUUAGAAGAAGAAACUUUGACGAGACCGUUCGUCUUCCGGUGGACUGCAACCGGUCAGGUUGUACUCCUGUCGGCGUGUGUCAGCGGCACAUAAAUUUGAUUUGACGUCGGUUCAAGUUUCAAGGAGCACUGUAGUUGUCAGAUGCGUGACCGGCGACGGUUCAACUGCCGGUUUGGAAGGAUGAGAUUCAGUGGUGUCUUUCUGUCUCCCGGUUGUUUGCGACCGGAUAAUCCCGGUUGCACUGGAGUAUAAAUAAUCUUCCCCUUUUAUCUCUCAUUCUUGUUUUGAACUUUUCUUCAGCUUUUCCCUUUGAAUUCGCGUCUCUCUCUUGGAAGUUCAUCCUAAUCUUGUCUUUUCUGCACCAUGUCCGACGCAAGGGAACUCCCAGCAGUGGCCGUCUCGGAAUCUGAGGAAGAGGAAUUACUAUCCGAGGACGAGGUGAUACCCCAGCAAGGGGAACGUCAGAUGCCCCUCGUGCCUCUCGACCUCCGAGGAGUCUCAAAGGUUGGUACCGCCGAUGAAUUUCGCCUCCGGAAUAAUUAUGAUAUUCCUCCCUUGGUUCUGUUACAUUUCCAGAAUCCUGUUACCCGGGAGAUUCGUGGGGGCGAUCUCGUUAUUUACGAGAAAAUGCUUUUAGCUGGCCUGCGAUUCCCUUUACCGGACAUUGCCCGGGAGUUGGUUCUAUUUCUUGGGGUAUCCCCAAGCCAGCUUACACCGAACGCGUGGAGAUACCUCUUCGCCUCUUUCAUACUGUGGCAAACGGUGUUGGGGGCUCGGAUGACAAUUCCGGAGUUCUUCAACAUUUACCGGGCGUCAUAUAAAAGGGAAGGGGUUGUUGAGUUUACUGUUAGAAACAAUCCUAUCUUCAUAUACCUUUCUCAGAGUUAUUCUAACAACCGAGGUUGGAGGUCAGAUUUUUUCCGUGUCUCAGGAGAUUGGGAGUCGGUAGCGCCCUUACCGGCCGACCAAAGAGUAUCAAGAGUCUGGAAUCCUAUUCAGGUUGACCUGCGGGAAGCUCCGGUCUUGAAUGCGACCGGAAAGAGAAGGGUAGCCGCGAUGCUGUUGUUUUCUCAGACUCCGGGGAAUGAUAGGAAGAUAGACUAUGACAACAUAGUCACCGACGAAAAUAUGCGGAAAGUUCUUGGGUAUCAGAUUCCUACCGAGAAGGUUUGGUAUGAUCGGAAAGGGAAACAAAAGCUGAAGAAAUUUGAGGGUGGAGCGGCCGGCACUCCACAACCGAAGGCGUCGAAGGUAGCCCCCGGGACUAAGAGGGUUGUCAAACCAAAGAAGACUAGUAAGGCGACCCUCCCUCCGAGGACAAUAAGUAAGGCGACCCAAGCUCCAAGGACGGCGAUUGUACCUCGGGAUAGCCUUACCUCAAACUUUUCUGCCCCUGCGACCGAUCUCGUGAGUGACUUGAUUAGAGCUCCUGAGACUAUAAUCCCGGCUACCUCUUCAUCGGCCGUCAUUAGUAUUGUUGAAGUCGGAAAUCCCGAGGAAGGGUCUGGUAGGGAGACGGUGGUUGUUCAUGCACCCGAUGUAGUAGAAAUCGGGGACGAUCCAGAGGAGUUAGAGCAAGAGGCUUCUGAGGUUCGGAAUGCUUCCAAACGCAAAAGGAAAGAAGUGGCUCCCGAGUCGCCGAAGAGGACCCGAUUUGCUUCGGAUCCUUUAGAAUACGCGCUUACGCGGUCCACUGAAGCCGAGCUUCUUUUUGGUCGGCCGCGUUUUAUAUUGCCCACAUUGCCAGCUACCCGGGAAGAACCGAUUGAAAGAUCCGAGGCUUCGGGUCGGUCUCCGACUGAGAGGAUAGAAGCUCGUUUGGAAUCUGAUGUUGGUCUAGCCUCCGAGGCUCGCUUACCGGUGGAGCAUGAAACAUGCUUCCAACCCCAGAGUGGGCCGAAAUCUGGAGAUCAUGUGGUGGUGGCAUCGGAGGAUCAUCUUGAGACCGGGGAGAUAGACUCCUCCGUGCCGGCCGGAGAGUGUUUGGACCGGGUUGAGGUGGCGGAGUCCUCUGGACCCGAGACUUGUGAGGACCAACCGAGUACUCAAAAUCUUUCUCCGGGAGUUAUGGAAGCCGAGACUUCCCGACAGGGAGCAUUAAUCGGUUCUCUGAGGGAAGGCCUACUGGCUUGCCCCUUGGAGACAUUAAUGGGCUUAAUUCCAGAGGGGUCUUCCUCAAUGUCCGGGACCUUGUCCCCCGGAGGACUUAUGGAGGCGAUGCUCCAUACCCAGUUGCAGUGCGUUAUGAGGUCGGUCGCCUUGUGGCGUGACCACCGGGGUGUUAUUGGAAGCCAAGCUGCUCUGGAAGCUAAGGUAGCCGAGCUUCGGUCCCGGGUUCAGGAGCUGGAAUUCGAGGUGACACGAACCUCGGACUUGGAGUCCGAGAUAGAGACCUUGAAACAAGAUAUUCAAACCAAAGAUCAGAUAAUCAAGGCUCGGGACCUGGAUCUGGCUCAGGCCCGGAAGCUGGCGGAUACAUCUCAUGCUCAAGCACUUGAAAGUGAAAAAACCCUUGACAGAGUAUUGAGCAAUCUGACCGAGGCUAACGAAGCCAAGACUGUGCUGUCUUCCCGGGUGACAGACUUGGAGCGAGAGAAGGACUCGCUGGUGGCCGACAAGCACUCCAUGUCCGAGAGGCAGAAAGAAAUUCGAGCUCGGUGUAAGAGACUUCGGAAGAAGGCCCAUCAUUAUAAGACCAAGUCCCGGCGUUUCAAGAAACAACUCGCCCUUGUUCCUUGGCUUCGAGGUCUUAGCUGGGGCCGAGGAUCCAACUGGGGUUUUGAGAGAUUGAGGACUAUGCUUCUUCACCCGGAAGUAUUUACGGUUGACCCCGAGACUGUGACUCCUGGGCUCCUCGAAUUACCCGAGAUAGCAACCAAGGAGCUACAAACUCUGGGAGUGGAAUUUUUCCCGGAUGUGGAGGACUGGACUGAUGAUGCUCCCAAUCCUUAUCGAGAUGACUUAACCUCGGGACCCUCUGUCUCAGAAUGCACUCCCUGUAGGGAAGAAACCGAGGAACCUGGGGCUGGCGAUGCUGGGGACUCGGCAGGGAGCCCACUUAUGUAAUAUAUUUUUUCCUUCUUUUUGGGCCGGUUGUACUUUGCAAUGAAAACUAAUGUAACCCGGUUGGUUUUAUGAUAUAGAAUUAAUUUUUAUA
Alnus glutinosa is the source of this 3997-nucleotide messenger RNA. RefSeq lists its product as uncharacterized. Lineage: Eukaryota; Viridiplantae; Streptophyta; Magnoliopsida; Fagales; Betulaceae. The record is from RefSeq and is a predicted model, not a curated record. The transcript is spliced from 3 exons. The coding region runs from base 1204 to 3906 and encodes 900 amino acids.